GCAUGCGCAGGAUUGCCAGGGGGAGAGGAGGGAGGUGCGCUUGACAGCCGGAAGAGCCCCUUCCCCAGAGGGAGUCAUCCCGGAACAGCCGCCCAGCCGAGAGGGCCUCUGGCCGACUGACUGACACCUCCGCCUGAGCCUGACAGCCCCGCCGUGGCCGCCACCCUGGCCGGAGCCAGCGCCCGAGGGGGAGGCGGCUGGGCCGACCCCGAGCCCGACCCCUCCUCGCUGGCGUCGGCGGCGGAAGCCAUGGAUCGGAAGAGGUGGGAGUGCUCUGCCCUCCCGCAGGGAUGGAAAAGGGAAGAAGUGACGCGGAAAUCGGGGCUCUCCGCUGGCAAGAGCGAUGUCUAUUAUUAUAGCCCGAGUGGGAAGAAGUUCCGCAGCAAGCCCCAACUGGCCCGCUACCUGGGCAGCUCCAUGGACCUCAGCACCUUCGACUUCCGGACGGGCAAGAUGCUCAUGAGCAAAGUCAACAAGAACCGCCAGCGCAUGCGCUACGACUGCGCCAGCCAGGCCAAGGGCAAACCGGACCUCAACACGGCGCUCCCCGUCCGGCAGACGGCUUCUAUCUUCAAACAGCCGGUGACCAAAAUCACCAACCACCCCAGCAACAAAGUGAAGACCGACCCCCAGAAAGCGGUCGACCAGCCCAGACAGCUCUUCUGGGAAAAGAAACUGAGUGGCCUCAACGCGUUCGAUAUCGCGGAGGAGCUGGUCAAAACAAUGGAUCUCCCAAAGGGUCUGCAAGGCGUGGGGCCUGGCUGCACGGACGAGACCCUCCUCUCGGCCAUAGCCAGCGCCCUCCACACCAGCACCAUGCCCAUCACCGGUCAGCUGUCGGCCGCCGUGGAGAAGAACCCCGGCGUCUGGCUGAACACCUCCCAGCCCCUCUGCAAGGCCUUCAUGGUGACCGACGAAGACAUCAGGAAGCAGGAAGAGCUGGUCCAGCAAGUGCGGAAGCGCCUGGAGGAGGCCCUGAUGGCCGACAUGUUGGCCCACGUGGAGGAGAUCGCGAAGGACGGAGAGGCCCCGCUGGCCAAGGUCGGGGGGCCCGAAGACGGUGAGGAGGACGAGGAGGAGGAAGAGGAAGAAGAGGAAGUGGAGCAUGUCCCAGAAGCGGAGAGCGUAUAGUCCAGAGUUCUUAAGAUGGUGCCCUUCUUUCUGAACCCGUUCUGUCCGCGUCUCGAUCGGCGACCCCUUCUUCCGAUCCCGACCUGCGGACAGGAGAACAACGCCCAACGGGACGCGUUGCAUUUGAGCUCCGCCACCGAACAAAAAUCCCGUCUCCGAAUCCCACACGAGGGUCCGGUUUCGUCUUGUAUGUAUUACUAAGGACUCUUGGAAUUGGGGAAUUGAGUCCUCCCCAGUCCCUGUCUUACUGGGUUUUAGAUACUGGGUUUACUGGGAGGGCGGGUUUUCCUUUUGUGUGUCUUGCCCUGUCGCGAAAACGAUCCGAAACGGACCGCCAGCCCUUCAGAAUUGGACUUGGUUUCGCUCGAAUCGGGGCCAGGAUAUUGGCAAUUUUUGAAUCUUGACGUUGUGGAAAUAUUAAUUCUGGGGAAUUUUUUUAGCAGACCGUCUCAAUGAAUCAUAACGUAAACACAGUUGGUCCAGACUUGUCUCGUCUCCUCCUCCUUUCCUAAAUAAAUUGAGGAGUGUCCAUCACUCAGAUUCGAAUCAGUGGUCACUCCACCUUUUGGAAACGCCGACCGUCCUUUCGCCCGUCUUUUCAAUACGUUCGUCGAUGACAUAUUUGUCUUCAUGUAUGACCCCCACCCUUGGAGGGAAUAUGGGUUUUGUAAUAAAAGUGAGUAAUAAAUCGGAUUUUUUAAUA
Messenger RNA from Anolis carolinensis (green anole), 1834 nucleotides. It is a transcript of the gene mbd3, whose product is annotated as methyl-CpG binding domain protein 3. Gene Ontology annotation, biological process: negative regulation of transcription by RNA polymerase II; DNA methylation-dependent constitutive heterochromatin formation. The coding region runs from base 250 to 1131 and encodes 293 amino acids. Gene Ontology annotation, molecular function: methyl-CpG binding. The record is from RefSeq and is a predicted model, not a curated record. NCBI's taxonomy places the organism in Eukaryota, Metazoa, Chordata, Lepidosauria, Squamata, Anolidae. Gene Ontology annotation, cellular component: nucleus. The transcript is spliced from 7 exons.